Messenger RNA from Mycena indigotica, 1431 nucleotides. Its product is annotated as Galactan 1,3-beta-galactosidase. The transcript is spliced from 15 exons. The record is from RefSeq and is a predicted model, not a curated record. Gene Ontology annotation, molecular function: carbohydrate binding; hydrolase activity, hydrolyzing O-glycosyl compounds. The coding region runs from base 1 to 1431 and encodes 476 amino acids. NCBI's taxonomy places the organism in Eukaryota, Fungi, Basidiomycota, Agaricomycetes, Agaricales, Mycenaceae. Gene Ontology annotation, biological process: carbohydrate metabolic process.
AUGAGAGGCAUAAAUACCGACCAUUCCCGUGAACUGCGCGAGAUCGCGCUCCGACUUGCCUCAACGAUGAGGUCAAUCGCAGCCCUCAGCUCCUUUGGCACCGUCUUCCUUGGGAGAGCUUUUGCUGCUGUCAUUGUUCCUGGUGCACCAUGGGUUGACACGUCAGGGAACUCCAUCCAGGCGCAUGGUGGCGGACUGCUCAAGGUGGAUAGCACCUACUAUUGGUUUGGAGAAGACAAGGCGUCGAAUAGUGCGCUCUUCCAAGCAGUAAGCUGCUACACGUCCACGGAUUUGACGACAUGGACUCGGCAAAACAACGCCCUCACACCGAUUUCUGGGACAAUGAUAUCGAACUCCAAUAUAGUGGAGCGGCCUAAAGUCAUCUUCAAUAAAAAGAACCAGGAAUAUGUGAUGUGGUUUCACAGCGACAGCUCUAACUAUGGGGCUGCUAUGGUUGGUGUCGCGUCUGCCAAGUCGCCGUGUGGUCCGUACACUUACAAGACUUUGCUCCCCCUUGGUGCUCAAUCACGCGAUGAGAGCAUUUUCCAGGAUGGUCAACGAUGCGGCAUAGCUGCCCAAACGUCAUAUCUACUGUACGCUUCAGACAACAACCAGAACUUCAAGAUUUCGAGGAUGGACGCAAAUUAUUAUAACGUGACAACACAAGUGAACGUUCUUAGUGGCUCAACGCUUGAGGCUCCGGGAAUUAUCAAGCGCAAUGGGCAAUACUAUCUGUUCGCCUCUCACACGAGUGGAUGGGAUCCUAAUCCCAACAAGUGGUUUGUCGCAUCGAGUAUAUCCUCAACUUUUUCCGCACAAUCCGACCUCGCGCCGCAAUCGACACGGACCUAUUAUUCACAGAACGCCUUCGACCUGCCGCUUGUCUCGGGCAACGCCAUCUACAUGGGUGAUCGCUGGCGCUCCGACAUUCUCAGCACCUCGUCCUAUAUCUGGCUGCCUCUCACAUGGGCUUCUGGCUCGCCUCAGCUCGUUUGGGCCGAUGUUUGGAGUCUUAAUCUGGCCGCGGGGACAUGGAGCAUCGCAAGCGGUACCACCUACGAGGCCGAAAAUGGCGCAUUGAGCGGCAGCGCCGUCAUUCUACCGACAGACUCUUCCUUCAGCGGCAGCAAGGCUGUUGGGUAUCUGGGCAACGGUGGUAGUUUGACCAUCACCGUGCAGGGUAUCGGGGCGGCACAAUGGGUUAGCUUCUACAUUGCCAACGGCGACUCUUCUUGGCGAAGCACAACUGUUAGUGUGAACGGCGGAUCGGCUGUCACCCUCCAACAGCCAACUACGGGAGGCGGGCAUGUGGUUCUGUCCAUCCCAAUGAAACUCACACUGAGAUCGGGCUCCAAUACCAUUACCAUUGGGGCCAACCAGAGCAACUAUGCGGCCGAUCUCGACAAGGUCAUCGUGUACACUGCUACUUAG